Tripterygium wilfordii is the source of this 1956-nucleotide messenger RNA. Its product is annotated as E3 ubiquitin-protein ligase PRT1-like. Gene Ontology annotation, molecular function: zinc ion binding; ubiquitin protein ligase activity. The record is from RefSeq and is a predicted model, not a curated record. Gene Ontology annotation, biological process: proteasome-mediated ubiquitin-dependent protein catabolic process. The coding region runs from base 165 to 1340 and encodes 391 amino acids. The transcript is spliced from 8 exons. NCBI's taxonomy places the organism in Eukaryota, Viridiplantae, Streptophyta, Magnoliopsida, Celastrales, Celastraceae.
AUAAAAUGAAAUAAAACAUCUACUGUUACGAGAAAACCCGACUAAAAAAUACACAGAAAAUAUCUGCAUCCAUCUCUCCCUGCGAGUAUUCUUCCAUUUUCGACCGCGGAAAAACUCUCUCUCUACGUCCCGGGAAUUCCAGAUUAAAUACGAUCAUAUUUUCAAUGGAAGAUCGCACCAUCGUUCCCGCCGUUGAUUCGGAGGACAUUCGAGAUUCCUUUAUCUGCUGCGUGUGUUUGGAUCUUUUGUACAAACCCAUAGUGCUAUCUUGUGGUCACAUGGCCUGUUUCUGGUGUGUCUAUGGAUCCAUGAGUAAUCUCUCCGAAUCCCAUUGUCCAAUUUGCAGGCAUUCUUAUUAUCACUUCCCAACCAUAUGUGAGAUGUUUCAUUACUUGCUUCUCAAGUUGUAUCCUCUUACCUACAAGAGGAGAGAAAAACAGAUUAUGGAGGAAGAAAAGAAACAUGGCCUCUUCUCUCCACAGUUCGAUGGUCAUGCAAGUGCACUGAUUGCUGAUAAGGAUUGUAAUCACAUGAUGGAUUCUGCAAAUUCCUGUACCACAACUUGUGAGUCCAAUACAUGCUUAUGGCCUUCCUCUGCCACAAAAGAUCCAAAUGCAAAUGUGGAGCAGUUAGAAUCCAUAUCCGUGAUUCAAGGAAAUGACAUUACCUUGUCCCAGCAUGUCUCUGGAGAAAGUUUUGAAGUUCAGAAAGCUUUCACUUCUGAAAAAGAAGAUUUGCCUCAAAAUGAGCUAAAUGAAAACUGCAAACAGAUUUCAAUUGCUGAUUUACUAUGCUUUGCAUGCAAGCAGCUUCUUCUCCAUCCCGUUGUUCUUAACUGUGGCCAUGUAUAUUGUGAAAAUUGCAUCAUCAAUCCGGUAGAUCAGAUGAUCAGGUGUAAAGUUUGUAAUAGUUCCCAUCCAGGGGGCUCUCCAAAAGUUUGUUUGGAGCUUGCUGAGUUUUUGAAGGAACAAUUUCCUAAGGAUUAUGCAUUGAGAAUAGAUACUGUGCAGCAGAAACAAGCCAAUUUUGAGAAUGAAAGUCAGACUACUAUUCACACAAAAACUGGUAAAGAAGGUGUUUCCCUUUCCUCGGUUCCUGCAAGAGAAAAUCCACCAUGGUGGGCCCCUAGCUUAAAGAUUCAUAUUGGAGCCGGUUGUGAUUUUUGCGGGUUCGACAGGAGCUGGAAAUUGGCGAGGCAUUUCUACUGCUUGAUGAUUGAUUGUUUUCCAUUAUUGAUCUAUCAGUUUGUGCUUGGGAUGCCCCUAGGUCCUAUAACACUGUUAAGAUUUUUUCCUAUUCAAAAAAGGAGCUGCACAAGUAUAGUUGUCAAAAGCCGUUGAGGCGCGUGCUUAAGCAUUGAAGCCAGGCAAAGCGCAGGGCCAAGGCUUCGGCCUCGGGAUGCAGCUGCUUUGCUGAAGACCCGCUUAAGCGCAAAGCGUGGGCCUUUUUAAUUUUCGCAAUUUUUGUUGUGUAAUUGGGCUUAAAUGGUUCAAGAAAGAGUGGGUCUCACUUAAAAGUUUAAAACAAGCCUAGACCAAUAGAAUGUUAACUAAAAAAGCCUAGCCCAAACUGAAAAGCCCAUGAAAAAAUAAAACCCUAAAACAAAACAAGAAAAUAUCUUAUUCAGCAGCGCCAUGACACCAUCUCUGUGAUGAGUCACAAUUUCACAAUCUGAGUUUCCGAAGAAGAAUUAUGGGUUCCGGUGCUGAUUGCCGAUUUUUUCUCUUGGUACUUAGUGUGAUUGUGAUGUGAAGUUGUGAACUGUGAUAGUGUGAUGUGAACAUCAUUUUAUGUUCUCAAGUCUCGACUUUGUCUUUGUUAAGUUUCUUUUGUGCUACUGUACUUGUAACUUGUAAGUUGUUAUUUGUUAUUUGUUAAUUUUCUAUGUCUGGUUGGAAACUUUGAAUAUGGAUGUUUCUUAGCUUACUAUAAGUUAUUAUGAUUUUUUUUGAAGCA